This is a messenger RNA of Python bivittatus (Burmese python), 1620 nucleotides long. The record is from RefSeq and is a predicted model, not a curated record. Lineage: Eukaryota; Metazoa; Chordata; Lepidosauria; Squamata; Pythonidae.
AUGGCUUUGAAUAUCAGUGGCCUAGUAGCCCUGCUUUUAUUUUAUGCCCUGACUUUAGCUACUGGAAUAUGGGCUUCCCGGAAAACUAAACAGAAGGAGCACCAGAAGCCCAGUGAAAUAGCCAUAGUGGGAGGCAGGAACAUGACCUUUUGCACUGGAUUGUUCACAGCAACUGCAACAUGGGUUGGAGGAGCUUAUAUCAAUGGCACAGCUGAAAUUGUCUACCUUCCCUUGAGAGGACUGGCAUGGGUUCAAGCUCCAGCAGGCUUUGCUUUGUCUCUCCUUGUUGGGGGGUUGUUCUUUGUCAACCCCAUGAGAAUGAGAAAUUAUGUGACUCUGAUGGAUCCAAUCCAAGAGAUCUAUGGGAAUGUGAUGGGCUGCCUUCUUUUUAUCCCCCCCUUGAUCGCUGACAUAUUCUGGUUUGCUGCUAUUCUUGCCUCCUUAGGAGCAACCAUGAAGGUCAUUUUGGAUAUCCAGGGUUAUUUUUCCAUCAUUCUUUCUGCAUGUACAGUAAUAUUGUAUACUUUGCUGGGAGGUCUGUAUUCAGUGGCAUAUACAGACGUGAUACAACUGAUCUUUAUAAUAAUCAGCCUGUGGAUUUGUAUCCCUUUUGCCAUCAUGAACCCUGCCACAGAAAAUAUCUUUUAUACGGCUACCCACAAUAUAUUCCAAGCAUCUUGGAUUGGAAAAGUAGAAAUGGAUUAUUAUGGAAGAUGGUUGGAUGACUUCUUAUAUUUGGUUCUUGGGGCCAUCCCAUGGCAAACCUAUUUCCAGCGAGUUCUCUCAGCUUCUUCCACCAAAGAAGCCAGACUAAUUUCCUAUUUUUCUGGACUGGGCUGCUUCAUCAUGGCUAUCCCUUCUGUACUGAUUGGGGCGAUUGCUGCCUCCACAGACUGGAACCAGACAGACUACGGGCUCCCCACGCCAAAUGAAAGAAACGAGUCCGCUCUCAUACUUCCGCUAGUUCUUCAGCAUCUCUGCCCGGGGUACAUCUCCAUUGGUGGCUUGGGCGCCAUAGCAGCUGCUGUGAUGUCUUCUGGGGACUCUGCUUUGCUCUCUGCGAGUUCCAUGUUCGCUCACAACAUCUAUAGGAAAAUAUUCCGGAAAAAGGCAGCAGAGAAAGAUGUUUUAUGGGCAAUGAGAGUUUCCAUGGUGAUAUUUGGGACAAUUUCAGCAGCUCUGGCUUUCUACUCCCAUUCGAUUUAUGACCUCUGGUUCUUGGGCGGAGAGCUAGUGUAUACUCUCCUCUUUCCCCAGCUGUGUUGUGCUUUGUUUCUUCCCAGCACCAACACCUAUGGCUCAAUGGCUGGGUUCUUCCUUGGCUUUCUUCUACGUCUAUUGGCAGGGGAGCCAUCCCUGAAGAUCCCCCCUGUGAUCUGUUACCCAGGAUGCUCAGUUGUAGAAGGUGUCCAUGUUCAGCUCUUUCCAUUCAAAAUAGUCACCAUGCUGAUCACGCUAUUGACCAUCUUCUCAGUUUCCCAUCUGGCCAGCUUUAUGUUUAAGAGCAAUAUCCUUCCUGCUGAAUGGGAUGUCUGCCAGGUUAUUAUGGAUGACAGAGUGCCCGUUCCCUUCUACUGGGAAGAAAGGCAGAUGGAUGUACAAAACAAUCAAGAAUUGUGA